GUAUCCCAAAAAGGGUACACUCUAUCUAAAUAAGGCUUUCCUUCCAUAAAACUAUCAAUCCGUAACCCUAUUUCUGGACUCGCACUAUGAGCAAAGCAGAGGGUCCCCGGCUUCUGCUGCACAACGAGGGGCGAAAUAACGAUCUCGACGAUGAUUUGCCAGCAUACAAACCAAAUAAACCUAAAUCGAAACGUGCUCGAGGUAGCUUGCCGUCUUAUGACGAAGCUGCCGAACCCAGCUGGUCCUUAGUGGAUCACCCUCCAUGCGCCCACUUAUCGGAGAGCGGCUGCAUGAUGAUUGCUAAGAGCAAUCUUUGCUGUGCUUGUAUGGAUAAUCGACCAUUGUCAGAGUCUGGACUAUAUCCGAUGUAUGUUGAUGGUGAGGGCUGGGUUGAGAGGGCUCAGAAAUGGCAGUUUUAUUGCCCUAACUGCCAAGAGUACUUCGACCCGGACGCAAAGAGAAAACAACUGCGAGAUCAAUGCAUGUGGGCGGAAGCGCGUGCUCAGUCUUUAGCUGACGAGCGGGACAAGAAGUAUUUCGGCCUCGGGCGCUGGAUCCAUCUCUGUAGUGAGACGGUGAAGAAGUGCUUCUCAGAGUAAUCCAUCGCAGCAUAACGUCGUCGUCUCAAUGGUGGCUUGGGCACCCGCAGUUGUAUCAAUGCGGAAUCUAUUGUACGUCAAGAAAGAGGGAGAAGAACGCACAGUGAAAGUACAUCACUUCAAAUAUUUCAUAUGGAAUGUUUUAAUACCCACGUGUUGUACUUAUUUAUAUAUAGGAGUUUCUAAUAUACCCAUACGUCUGG
This is a messenger RNA of Annulohypoxylon truncatum, 802 nucleotides long. RefSeq lists its product as uncharacterized. The transcript is spliced from 2 exons. The record is from RefSeq and is a predicted model, not a curated record. NCBI's taxonomy places the organism in Eukaryota, Fungi, Ascomycota, Sordariomycetes, Xylariales, Hypoxylaceae. The coding region runs from base 87 to 599 and encodes 170 amino acids.